AUGCUCCCACCAAGAUGCCAUCCCACGGCUUUCCCCCACCGGCUCACUUUACACGGCGUCUCAAUCCUCAGCCGCUCCGUCUAUGCCUCUAGGACCAGGACGAAACAGCGCUCUCUGGUCACUCUGGCGAUUGAAACGUCGUGCGAUGACACGGCGGUGGCGGUACUCGAGAAGUCGGCGGGAGGGAGGACGAGGCUGCUCUUCAAUGAGCGGGUUUCGUCGGAUAACCGGGCGUUCAAGGGGAUCCAUCCGAUGGUGACGGUGGAGGGACACAAUACUGCCCUGGGGCCGCUGGUGAAGAGAGCGUUGGAGAGUUUGAGGGAGAGUGAGGACGCCGUUGAUGAUGCUGGUGUUGGCUCUGGUUCUUCUAGAGUGGCGAGCAAAGGGAGCAGCAGCAGCGUCGUUGUGACGGAUGACAAGAGGCGGAAGAAGAAGAAGAAGAAGAUUAGGGUGCCGGACUUUGUUUGCGCUACGCGCGGGCCGGGCAUCAUGACCAACUUGUCGGUGGGAUUGAACGUUGCAAAGGGGCUGGCGCUGGCGUGGGAGGUUCCCUUUGUGGGCGUUCAUCACAUGCAGGCGCAUGCCUUGACGCCGCGCCUGGUUGACGCUUUGGAGAUUGAUCAAGGGGGACAAGAGAUGCUAUCAACAUCAACAUCAACAUCACCGUCACCCUCGCCAACAUUCCCCUUCCUCUCCCUCCUCGUCUCCGGCGGCCACACCCAGCUCAUCCUCUCCACCACCCUCACAAACCACCGCAUCCUCGCCACAACAGGCGACAUCGCCAUCGGCAACCUCCUCGACCAAACCGCCCGCGUCAUCCUCCCGCCCGCCCUCCUCGAGUCCAGCCCGGACGUCUCGUACGGCCGCCUGCUCGAGGCCUUUGCUUUCCCCCCCGGGGCAGACACGCCGGCUGACUACGACGCCUUCUUCACGCCGGCCGCUUCUCGACAGGACGAGAUUCAGGAGGUUCCGUCUGGGUAUGGGUGGGCUGUUCCGCUGCCGUUUCGUAAUUCGAGGAAGCUUGCGUACUCGUUUUCUAGCAUCCAUUCGCAUGUUCACAACAUUGCCGCCGCCGCAAACAACCGCAACACCACCAACGACGUUUGUGAAAAUGCUCUCGACUCCUCCUCUGACAACAUGCCCCUCGAAGAACGCCGCGCCCUCGCCCGCCACACCCUCCGCGCCGCCUUCCAGCACCUCGCCAGCCGCCUCAUCCUCGCCCUCCAAGACUCGCCCUCUCUCCAGCCCUCCUCAUCCUCAUCCUCCUCCCCCGAAAACGAAGCAAUCAGAACCAUUGUCGUGGCCGGCGGCGUCGCAAGCAACCGCUUCCUCAUGCACGUCCUGCGCAUGACUCUCGCCGCGAGGGGCUUCGCCCACAUGCAUAUCGUCUCCCCGCCCCUGGCGCUGUGCACCGACAACGCCGCCAUGAUUGCCUGGGCCGGCAUGGAGAUGUUCGAGGCGGGAUACAGGACCGAGCUGUCCGUGCGGCCGAUUGCAAAGUGGCCCAUGGAUCCGGAUGUUGGGGGCGGGAUUCUGGGCGCUGGCGGGUGGACGAGAGAGUGA
Messenger RNA from Trichoderma aggressivum f. europaeum, 1563 nucleotides. RefSeq lists its product as uncharacterized. The coding region runs from base 1 to 1563 and encodes 520 amino acids. Lineage: Eukaryota; Fungi; Ascomycota; Sordariomycetes; Hypocreales; Hypocreaceae. The record is from RefSeq and is a predicted model, not a curated record. Gene Ontology annotation, cellular component: mitochondrion. The transcript has a single exon. Gene Ontology annotation, biological process: mitochondrial tRNA threonylcarbamoyladenosine modification.